CAAAGCCUGUUCGUCUGCAACGGACGGACCAUAGGCGAGAAGUCUCGGAAGAAGCUAGGGUUUCCAAAAGAGUCUUCUCCAUUUUGCUUCCGUAGUAAACUAGAAAAUCACUUUACGAGCUUCGAAUUUCCCGGAAAAUAAAAAUGGCAGAAGAGGCUAGGAACAAGCAAGUCGUCUUUCGAGAUUUCGUGACGGGAUUUCCAAAAGAAUCCGACAUGAUAUUGAGAACCGGCACGAUACGGUUGAAGGUACCCGAAGGAUCGAAGGCCGUUCUAGUCAAGAAUCUCUACCUUUCUUGCGAUCCCUACAUGCGGUCACGGAUGGCUAAGAUCGAUGGCCCGUAUUACGUUACUUCUUUCGUGCCUGGAUCGCCCAUCGUUGGCUUUGGAGUGGCUAAAGUUUUAGAUUCUGGACAUCCAGAUUUCAAGGAAGGUGACUUGGUUUGGGGGAUGACUGGAUGGGAAGAAUUCACUCUCAUAUCAGAGCCUGAGACCCUAUUUAAAAUCAAAUACACUGAUAUUCCUCUUUCUUACUAUACGGGCAUUCUAGGUAUGGCUGGUCUUACAGCUUAUGCUGGAUUUUAUGAGGUUUGCACUCCUAAGAAAGGUGAAUACGUCUUUGUGUCAGCAGCUUCUGGUGCCGUGGGUCAACUAGUUGGACAAUUCGCUAAGCUGAUGGGCUGCUAUGUUGUUGGAAGUGCUGGUUCCAGUGACAAGGUUGAACUAUUGAAAAGUAAGUUUGGGUUCAAUGAUGCUUUCAACUAUAAGGAAGAACCUGACCUGAACAAGGCUUUAACAAGGCAUUUUCCCGAGGGAAUCGAUAUCUACUUUGAAAACGUGGGUGGCUAUAUGCUUGAUGCGGUACUCCUGAACAUGAGGCUUCAUGGUCGCAUCGCAGCAUGUGGUAUGAUCUCUCAAUAUAACCUUGAGAAACCCGAAGGUGUACACAACUUGUUUUGUCUCAUCACGAAGCGCAUCCGGAUGGAGGGGUUCCUCGUGUUUGACUAUUACCACUUGUAUCCUCAAUUUCUCGACGUGACUCGACAAUAUAUCAAGGAAGGGAAGAUUGUUUACGUAGAAGACUCGGUCGAUGGUCUCGAGAGUGCUCCAGCAGCUUUAAUAGGACUAUUCACGGGGAAGAAUGUUGGGAAACAGGUAGUUGUAAUUUCUCGAGAGUGAUUUUGAGGCAUAUUAAAUUUGCAAGACAAGAAAAUGAACUUAAAUUAAGGCUUGUGGGGCAUCUUUUAUAUAAUCUAAUAAGAGCUACUUUAAUAUAAACAAGAGAAUUAAGACUUUUAUUCUA
Molecule: messenger RNA, 1302 nt
Organism: Magnolia sinica
Lineage: Eukaryota; Viridiplantae; Streptophyta; Magnoliopsida; Magnoliales; Magnoliaceae
Product: 2-alkenal reductase (NADP(+)-dependent)-like
Exons: 5
Coding region: 144-1178 (344 amino acids)
Molecular function (GO): 2-alkenal reductase [NAD(P)H] activity
Source: RefSeq, a predicted model, not a curated record